Molecule: messenger RNA, 3632 nt
Organism: Gallus gallus (chicken)
Lineage: Eukaryota; Metazoa; Chordata; Aves; Galliformes; Phasianidae
Product: laforin-like
Exons: 1
Coding region: 1-603 (200 amino acids)
Source: RefSeq, a predicted model, not a curated record
AUGCGGGCGGUGGGUGGCGGCAGCGGGCAGGGCGCCAGGAGCCGCCACGUGUCGCCGCGUGCUGCUGCAGCGGGGGCCGGCAGGGCGGCAGCGGCCGCUCGUGGCGGCGGACGGGCGGCGUCGGCCGGGGCUCUCCUCUUCGGCCCGGCUCUUCCUCGGCCGCGGAGGCGCGGGCGGGCAUCGCCGCUGGAGUCGGCGGGACGGCGGAGGAGGAGCUGCAAGAAACGCGGAGAGCGGAGUCGGUCGGCACCGGGUCGAGGGGGAGAACGAGGAGGAGAAGCGGGACCGCGCGUCGCGUCGCGUCGCGUCGCGGCACGGAGAGCCCUCGGCUCCUCCGCUGCCCGGGCUCCUCUCCCGGCUCGCCCCUCGCCGCCAGGAGAACCUUCCGGGCGCCGGGCCGCGUACAGACACGGCCGUACCUCGCCGUGCGCGGAAGGCGCGUCCUCUCCUCGCCGGGCGCUCUCCGCCCUCCUGCGGCGUUUGCCGGGCACGCCGAAGGCCGAGCGGUCGUCGGCUCCGCGCCGGCUCUCCCCGCGCCCCGAGAGGCAGGGAGCUAUCGGUUGGAUUCGUGUCCAGUGCAGGAGGGAACGAGCUGGGCCAUAGAAGCUCUGCACGGGUAUAGAGGCUAUACACUCAUAUAGGGCAGCACAUACGCAGAUACAGUCUUCCCCCACAUUAUCCAAGAAAAAUGAAAGGCAGAGCACUCCAGCAUCUGAUUUCACAGAAAGCCAAACACGGAGUAAAACAGAGAAGUCAGCUUCCGCCUGUGGCAGUAUUUACGAAGCCCCCUGACGCUGCUUCAAAGGCCGGGUUGGUUUGCUUGCUGUUUCUCUACCUCCUGGCACGUGCCUGCAGACACUUGGGCAGAGCUCCGUUUUAGCAUUCAAAUUACAAAGCAUCCGUGGCGCGUCUGACACAGCUCCAAGUCAGCAGUGGCACGCAGGCUUCUGUGUGCUGCAGAGCGCGCAGCCACCGGGAUCUGCCGGGACAGCGGCAGCACUCUGCGACUGCUCUCCCACAACCCGGUGCCGAAGGGAGCACGGAAGGACGUAAACAGACGGGUGAAGCUUUCUGUUUUCAAGCUCUGAACCAAUAAGCUUUUUGCUUAUGUCCAAAAGAGAAAAACAGAGUGAUGUGGAAUGGACUGUCUGUCAAUCGUGGUUCAAUUUCAGACAUAAAAUGAUAAUUCCAUGCUGUCUGGUGAAUAGUUUCAGCUAAGAGCUUCUUUAGUUCCCCAGUUUCUGUGAUGUCCCUGCAGUAUUCUCAAGGAAGUAUUUUGUAACCUCCUGUUAAUGAAGCACUGAAGAAAACAGAGUGCCCUUCUGGCAGCAAAUCGCUACCUGAAAGGACUCCAUUUGCUGAGGUUUUCUUUCAUUCCUGUUACUAAAGCACAGGAUGCAUUUUGCCCAAACCAAAAUGUUACUGGUAUUAAAAAGUGGAUUAAAUUCAAAAGGUAAUUAUUGCCAAUGCCCGAGGAAGCCUCCCUCAAUCUGCCAAAACACUUAACAGCUGAGAGAGCACUCAGCUUGUCCUGAACGGGACAACAUUCCAGCUGACCUUCCAUAGUCAUUAGUAGGUCACUUUUGUCCAGGACUGAGCAGCCAGCCCACGGCACAGGUGGGGCUGCGGGGCUGGGGGGUCCCUUCCAACCCAACCACGCUGUCCUCCUGCAAUAGUUACAGGCAGUAGAGCUAACUAAGUGCACGACAGCCAUGUUUGACAAUAACCUGCAAUAACGGCAAGGGAGCAGGCUGGUGCGCAGGGACGGUGAGGAGAGCGGAGCAUCUCUGUCAGCUCGGGAGAGCGGUUCACCUGUCGGCUGCCUCCCAGAUAUCAAAUCCAGCCGUGGUCUCCACCAGGCAGAAAGCUCUGACAAGAAAGAAUGCAGCAGCUCAGGUGGAGUGCCCACCUAAGAACGUGGCGGUUGAAGUCCCUGGCUGCAGCGAGUGCCUGAGUCUGUCGGUGCCGGUGAAGGGCGGCAGGGAUUCCGCCUGCAUGAGGGGCAGGAGAUGGACUGUCGGAUUAGCUGUCUUUGGAACUUGCAAGAAAGACACCAGGGUGAUACCCCCCAAACGGUGCUAGACCCCUCCCCUGCCAUCUUUGAGCAGAGGGAUGCAAUUUAAGGGAAGAGGAGGAGUGGAAACAGGUCCCAGCUCAGCAAUCACAGCAACCCCCAUCCCAACCUACCUCGGUUCCACAGGUGCCCCCAUGUAAUGGGUUUGAGGCUCUGGAACUUGAGGGAGAGGUGAGUGAGGGUGCGGUGGGAGGCCCACCCAUGAGGUUUCGUAGGGCGAGGCGGUUGACUCCACACCUCAAGACUGCCUCCACCAGGAAGGACAUGGCUGAGAGGCUGCUGCAAUCACAAUAAUUUGGGGAUUUUUUUGGACCAUGGGGUGGUUUGCUUGGCACCUGGCCUGGUGGCUGCAGAUGGGUCCCAUCUGUCUCAGAGGGGGAAAUGGAUCCCUGCCCAGCGUAUACCUGCUGUUGCACCCUCAUCCCCAGUAACACAGCUCUGGAUGGAACAAUAACUGAGGCACUGCAAGGGCUUGCCACCCUUGACGAUGAAUUGGCACAGAAGUCAGGAAUAAAUACUUCUACCCCUGGAUGGUCGGAUUCCUGGUUUGGUAAAUGGAAAGGGAUGACUGUAUCCAUAUUUACUUCUUUGAUUGUAGUAGCAGGAGCCCUGAUGGCCAUCGGGUGCUGUGUUAUCCCCUGUUUGAGGAGACUGGGACAGCAAUUGAUCGAGACAGCACUACUGAAGCAAACACCAAUGGAGCCACCACCAUAUUCGGAUAAAACGAUGGUAUUAGAGGAGAUGGGGAAUGAAGAAGGGAAAGAAGAGGAAGAUGUCUAUAAAACUGUGCCACAGAAAAGAAUUGCAGAAACCAACCAUGCAUAAAGAAGAAAGGGGGGGGAGCUGUGGGAAUGGAAUGUCGUUUCUGCAUUAGAUGUUUAAAAAAGGGAACUGAUCUGAAGAAGUAGAGCACAACGUGUUUGUAACCUGUCCUUGGAAAUAGCUGAUGUGAAAAAGCAGAAAUACUGCAUGUUUUAGUAGCAUAUUUUGGAAAUAUAGUUGCUGAAUUAUGUGAUUAAUUCUCGCUUGCAAAACUGCAGUAGCUUCUAAAUGCUGUGAAUAGUAGGGGUAGUGUAUUAUGGACUAGAAGGCGUGUUGUAAGGCUAUUCUGUUUGGAUAAGCGAAAGAAAAACAGGCUUAACAACCACCAGAGCUGCCAGGGCCCCUACACGAGGCGGAGAGUCCCACUCUGUGGGUAGGCGGGGAUGCAGCAGGCAAGUGUCAGGAUACUCCCCUCUGUCCUCCUUCCAAACUCAUCUCUAUCCAUGGGCGAGAUGCCCAGAAAUAACGGCCGAGCGCUGAUGUGCAAAUAUUGGAAGUUAAAUAAUUAGCAGUGCAUGUUCAGCCAGCAACGAUUCAUGUGUGGCUGGUAUCUGUACGUUUAGUUGAGCGUUGGGAAGAGUUGUGAACCUGAAGUCCUCAGCCAACGAGGAACCAGGGGAGGAGAGAUGGGCGUCGGGCAGUAGGGCAUAACAGACGUCACACUGUCUCUGCAGGUGUGCUCCUGCUUGCAGGGCGCCCGCCACUGCCGUUGUGAAUAAAGGCUGCUUUUCUCAGA